Paramecium primaurelia is the source of this 2521-nucleotide messenger RNA. The record is from the annotation of a GenBank genome assembly. Lineage: Eukaryota; Ciliophora; Oligohymenophorea; Peniculida; Parameciidae.
AUGGAAUUUGAAUAAUUUCUUCUCAGGGUCCUAUCUUAACUUUAAUUUAGAAGGAGACUAAUCAUUCUUUAGUUUAAAGAAGCCUAUACAAUAAUAAUAUCCACCUAAGUUAUUGCUCGAAGGUGAUUAUCUUUUUAAUAAUAAUAGGAAUAACAAAGGUUUGGCAAUCAAAGCAAGAUCAGAAUUAAGUUCAAAAGUAUGGGUAAAUCAAUUUGCUUUUAUAGAAAAAACCAAUAACAAAAUAUCGGUAUACUAUUCAGAAAGGUAUUAUUUGAUAAUAAUUAAAUUGAAGCAUUUAAGGAGAUUUCCGAUCUCCAAAUUUUAACUAGAAAAUACCUAUAAUAUAAGACUUUGAUCUUCAAUGUUUUAGUUUAGAAUAUAUAGAUAAAGUUACAUUCCUAUUAGAUUGUUAUAAUUAUUAUUAGCCAAUAUAAAAUCAAUUCUUUAUUGCUAAUAAAUCUUCAAAUGUGAUUCAGAUGUCUAAUUAAAAUAGAGAUAAUAAAACAAUGAUCACAAAAAGAAUCACUUAAUAUAUAGAAUUUUUGGAUUCAAACAUGAUUAAUCAUAAACUUCUUUUUAGAGCAGUGCCAGCUAUUCAAAUGGUUAAAAUCUAAGCAAUAAUUCAUUUUUAGAAAUAUUUUGUAUAUCUGCUACUUACAAUAUUACUUUAUUUAAAGUUAUAUCAUCACAAGAUAUUGGAAUUCUAAUUAAUCAUCCAGAUCCUUCAUAAUAUUAAUUUAGUUUAAUAAGCAUAUAGGUUUUUGCUAAUGGGAAUAUAUAUAUUCUAACUGGAAAUGAUGGAUUAAUCAUUUUAUAGUUACUAUUGAAUUUAGAAUUGGAAUUCAUUGAUAGAAUUCAUUUAUCAUCUGAUGUUAAUAUGUUGAUGUUGGAAAAUAUAUUUAAAAGGAUGGAUCAAUUAAAGAAAUGAUUGGAGUAAUUUACAAUUAAAGAGUAGAAUUAUAUGAGAAUAGAUGUUAUUCAAGCUUAUAUUAAUUAGAUUUUAUUUCUACUUAUUCAACUUUAAUUUAAAUAUCACAAGAACUUCUAAUUAUAUAGAACAAAGGUUAAACAUAUCUGAUUAAUAUCUUUACAUAAGAUUUAAUACACAAAGAAGUUUUAGAGGGAAUAUAAGGAAUAUUAAUUAAUAAGUAUAUUUAAGAGCUUAUCACUAUUACAUAAAUUGAUAGUUGAAGAUAUAUAUUGUCUAAUUGGAAAUUAAGAUUUUAAUCAGGGAAUUAAAUAUUUUAAUAAAGAUCAUUCCUAAAAAUUAGAGCUUUGGAUAAAUUUAAUAAUUAUUGUUAAUCAACUAUUAUAUUCAGAGUAUUCAAUUCUUCAGAUUCUUAAUUAUAUGCUCUUUAAGAAUUGGAAUUGCCUGAUGUAUAUUUUGAUUAUCCUUAAUUUACAUCAUUUAAUACUCCAGUAUCUGGGCCUGAUAUAAGAUUCAAUACAAAUGUAUCUAAUUUAAAUGAAUUUACAUUAGAAAACACAAUUACAGUUAGAAUAAAAACAGGUGGAAUUUUAAAUGUUUAAUCAUUUCAUUAUGAUAUUCCAUAAGCUAAAUAAAUAAAUUUUACAAAAAUCAUUAGUUUAAAUAAUGAUGAUUCUAAAUUUGUUAUUAUAAUGUAAGAGUCAAUAACUAAAGAUAUUAUUGUAUAUAUUUGUACAACAACAUCAUCCUAUCAUAACAUAGAAGUUGAAUCACUAUGUAUAAAUUACCAAAAGCUAUCUAUUAAAGUAUAUAUAAAUAAUUACAACUUUUAAUGUUUCUUUUAAGAAGAUGUACUAUUCGUAAUUAUUGUUAAAAUACAAAGACAAUUAAUAUGUAUUCCAUUUCACAAUCAAGUACUGAUUUUCAAAGAUCUUUUUUAUAUGAUUCCUAAUCUAUUUUGAAUAUCGAAUUCAUAAGUAUUAUAUCAAAUAAUCUCUAUGUCAUACUAGGGGAUCAAUAAAUUGAUAUUUGGAAUAUUUACACUAAACAAUAGUACAGUAUCACUUAUAAUUUAAUUUAAAAUUUAGGAUUUAGUGGAAAUUGGAAAAUACGUAAAGUCAUAGGUAAUUCCAUAUAUCAUCCAUCUUUAUUUUUUAUAAUUAAUAAUGAUAAUAUAAUCAUUGCUGAUUUCCAUAAGGAAAUAACAAUUAUCAAAUGUCUUACUUAUUAAGAUGCUGUAAUUGAUAUUUCAGUAGGAUAUGAUUCAUUUUUUGUGAUUAUUAUUUCAACAAACAUAUAGAAGAUUAUUGAAUAUGACUUUACUAAUUAUUGUAAUAUAUUCUAAAUGAAAGAGUUAUCUACUUAUGGAUACUAAAUAUAAAUUCCAUUGGCAAUUUCAACUAGCAUAAAUUCUGGAUUAUUAUAUAUAAUAGCAAGUGAUCCAAUUAUUGGAGAAUCUAAAGUAAUUCUAAGUUUUAAACCUCGUUCUCCCUUACGUGACUCUUUAAUUAGAAUCAUUAAACCAAAACGUGAUUUAAAUUAAAUCAAAGAUACAAUGAUUUCAUCAACAGGAUACAAUAAUUAUAUUAUUUA